Soboliphyme baturini is the source of this 948-nucleotide messenger RNA. Lineage: Eukaryota; Metazoa; Nematoda; Enoplea; Dioctophymatida; Soboliphymatidae. The record is from the annotation of a GenBank genome assembly.
AUGGUUAACUGGCGAUUGAUUCGUGGCAUGAGACCUCCGCUGAAUAAUGAAGAAUGGCGCAGAGAAUUCGAAAAGUACAAACAAUAUCCAGAGUAUAAAUAUAAAACGGUUGAUCGCGAAAUGACCAUGAACGAAUUUAAAUUUAUUUGGAUAAUGGAAUAUUCGCAUCGAAUGGUCGCUCGUAUUACGGGGUUGUUCUAUCUGUUGCCGGCCACGGUGUUCUGGGUGAAAGGGUACUUUUCUAAACGAAUGAAGCUGCCGGUUGUGCUUGGUGGUUCAUUGCUUAUAUUCCAGGGCCUGCUUGGUUGGUACAUGGUCAAGUCAGGGUUAGACCCGACGGGGAAUUCCAACGCUGCCGUCCCACGUGUCAGUCAGUACAGAUUGGCGGCGCAUCUGACUUCGGCUUUCGCCUUGUAUGGCCUGUUGUUCUGGUGUGGCUUGAGUCAUCUGUUUCCUGCCGGAGGGCUUACAGGCCCAGGAGUAUCGCGUCUGCGCAUUCUUGCCGGAUCGACCUUAGUUCUAACCUCGCUAACGGCCGUCGUUGGUGCGUUCGUUGCCGGACUCGAUGCUGGCCUCGUAUAUAACUCGUGGCCAAAGUUUAGCGACCGUUGGGUCCCAACCGAUUUAUGGGCGUUGGAUCCACGAUGGAAAAACAUUUUCGACAAUCCGACGAAUGUUCAGUUUUUUCAUAGGAAUUUGGCAUAUGCCACCGUGCUUGUUGCAUUGGCCACUUUCGCCGUCGGUCGAAAAUUGCCUCUUUCGCGUAGAACCCGUGUCGUAUUGGACAACGUGCUUUACGUCAGCUGUUUUCAAGUAGCGCUGGGCGUCGCUGCUCUCGUGUACUACGUUCCAGCUUGGCUCGGAUCGUUGCAUCAGAUUAAUUUCAUGUUUCUUCUGUCAUUCGCCACGAUGCUUUUGCACGAAGUCAAGCGUUUACCUGUCAAAUGA